Molecule: messenger RNA, 1878 nt
Organism: Thelazia callipaeda (thelaziosis nematode)
Lineage: Eukaryota; Metazoa; Nematoda; Chromadorea; Rhabditida; Thelaziidae
Source: the annotation of a GenBank genome assembly
AUGGAUCAGCGUUACAGUUCACUGCCACCACGAGAACAGUGGUCUUCCUGGGCCGACUUUAUCAUGUCCUGUAUUGGAUAUGCUAUUGGUCUCGGUAAUGUCUGGCGAUUUCCUUACUUAUGUUACCAAAAUGGUGGUGGAGCAUUUUUGAUACCGUAUGUGAUAUCUUUGAUAUUUUGUGGGGCGCCUCUUUUCAUUUUAGAAACAACUUGGGGUCAAUUACUUAGUGUUGGUGGCCUUGGCAUGUUCAAAAUUUGCCCAAUUUUUAAAGGUGUUGGAAUAGCAGCUGCAGUGAUGGCAUUUUGGCUGAAUAUCUACUAUAUUGUCGUCUUAAGUUGGGCAAUGUGUUAUUUAUGGAACUCCUUCAGACUUGACUCAAAUGUUCCAUGGCGAAGUUGCAAUCACGAAUGGAAUACUCCUCACUGUCGCAGUGAAUAUGAACCACUAACUUGUACUAAUAACAAAACUAUUGCUGAAUAUUUCAAUGUGCAGAUACUUACAAAGAAUCACUUAAAUGAAUACCGCAAGCAGUUUUUUGUGGGUUCCAAAUCUAAUUGGACCAUUUGCAAUGCUACCGAUUUAAAUGUGCAGUCACCAGUCAAAGAGUUUUGGAAUUAUCAAGUGCUUGGCAUUAGUUCUGGCAUAGAAGUGCCGGGAGGAUUACGCUGGGAUCUCGCUUUAUUCUUAUUUAUCGCUUGGGCAAUAUGCUAUCUGUGCAUUUUCAAGGGUGUACGAUGGACCGGAAGGGUUGUUUAUCUUACGGCAUCAUUUCCUUAUUUAAUGCUUUUUUGCUUGCUGAUUCGUGGCGUGACAUUGCCUGGUGCAAGUUUAGGCCUUGAGUUCUAUCUCAAGCCAAACUUUUCUAAACUUCUUGAGAGUAAAGUAUGGGUCGAUGCUGUUACGCAAGUUUUCUUUUCAUAUGGUCUUGGCUUAGGAGCUUUAGUCGCACUUGGCAGCUAUAAUUCAUACCAUAACAAUGUUUAUAGGCAAUCGUUGACAGUGUGCUUAGUGAAUAGUAGUACAAGUGUUUUUGCUGGUUUUGUCAUUUUUUCAUUUAUUGGCUUUAUGGCUAUUCAACAAGGCAAAAGUGUGGCUCAAUCAGGUCCUGGAUUGUUAUUUUUAGCAUAUCCAUCUGGAAUUUUACAGCUACCUUAUACAAAUGUUUGGUCAAUUCUUUUUUUCACAAUGGUGCUAUUCUUGGGGAUCGAUUCACAAGCAACGAUAAUUGAUGAGUUCCCCUUCAUGAUACGUGGCAAAAAAUAUGGUCGUGAAUUGUUUGUACUCGCAGUUUGUAUUAUAAGUUACUUAUGUGGUUUAAGUACAGUUACACAAGGUGGCUUUUACGUUUUUCAACUCUUCGAUUUCUAUGCAGCAUCUGGUUGGGCGCUUCUUUGGCUUUUAUUCUUUGAAUGCAUUGCUAUUUCAUGGAGUGUUGGUAUGUAUUUGAAUUUUAAAAAUUUAGGUAUAGACCAAUGGUAUGAGCAUAUGAAGUCGAUGAUGGGUUAUUAUCCAAGUAGAUGGUGGAAAUUUUGCUGGGUUUUUGCAACUCCUACAGUGUGUAUGGAAAAUGCAUUGAGCGAUAAUGUAAAAUUUCCAGAUCGGAGCCGAACCAUAAUUCAGGGUGUGUUAAUUUUUGGAUUAGCAAAGUAUCAGCCACUCCGAAUUGAUGCAUACAAUUAUGAUUAUCCAUUAUGGGGUCAUAUUUUUGGAUGGUUUCUUUCUCUUUCAUCCAUGCUUUGCAUCCCUUUUUAUGGUAUUUUCUUAUGGGCUACCACUGAUGGAACUACGUCACAAAAGUUUGAAAAGCUUUUUCGGCCUAAAAUUCAAUCGAAACUAGAUGGUGAUGCUGGACAAGAAUUGAUGGAAUACGAAAAGUGA